Molecule: messenger RNA, 3205 nt
Organism: Homarus americanus (American lobster)
Lineage: Eukaryota; Metazoa; Arthropoda; Malacostraca; Decapoda; Nephropidae
Gene: SH3PX1
Product: sorting nexin lst-4-like
Exons: 12
Coding region: 55-2256 (733 amino acids)
Biological process (GO): endosomal transport; endocytosis; mitotic cell cycle
Cellular component (GO): cytoplasmic vesicle; plasma membrane
Molecular function (GO): protein binding; phosphatidylinositol binding
Source: RefSeq, a predicted model, not a curated record
UACCUAACUGCUAUUCUGAGUUGGUGAUAUACAGUCACGUUUGAGGGAGACGACAUGGAGAAGUCAGAGGAAAUUGGUCUUACUACAUUCAAUCCAUCUCUUGAUGUUACGCCUGUAGAAAGUGACGUGGUUACAUUAGAAGAACGUGAAGACAAUACUCCCGAAGUUUGUGACGUUAGUUCACCCGAAGAAUGUGACGUUAAAGAACCUGGUAUAAGUGACAUUAAUGCACCCGGAGUAAGUGACGAUAAUGCACCCAAAGAAUGUGACGUAAGCACUUCCGACGGAUACAGUGCAGUUGAAACUAAGGGAAAUUACAUAACGAGCCCCAACACGAUUAAUUGUCCCGAGAAAUGCGACACUGAUGUACCCAACGAAAGUGUAGAAUCGGGUGUUGAUAUCGUCCAUGAGUCCGGUCAACAAGGAGGCAGGACAGACGCUGCUGAAAAUCCCAAGACUGACAUCACUGCUACAGGCGCCAACUGUGUACCGGGAAAAACCUCCCUGACGGUGCGGGUGUUGUAUGACUUUGAUUCCCAGCCUGGAACAGGUGAACUAAGUAUAAAGGAGGGGGAGGUACUCAAUGUCACUCGGCAAGAUGUUGGAGAAGGAUGGUGGGAAGGCUCAAACUCUCAGGGGCAAGCUGGGCUCUUCCCUGCAGCAUAUGUGGAGUAUUAUUUUGACACACAGGAGAUAACAGCAGCAACAACUGCUCCCCCUGCAAUGCCUCCACCACCUUUGCCCACUGAGUAUUCCAACAUUGGUGCAGUAGACUGGGAAGAAAAGCAAUCUGGUUUUGAGGCCAACAGUUGGAAUCAAGCUCAGAAUAAUACUGCAAACAUUGGAGCCAAUGCAGAACCUCAGAAACGACCAUUGUCACAACAGAUGAGUUAUGAUAAUGAAGAUUGGGAUGAUGACUGGGAUGAUGACGAUUCAGAACCAGGAACCAACAACUACCUCAACGGUGCUGGGAACUUUGGGUUAUCUGGACCUAAUCGUGCCGCUAAGUCUGCAAGCAGUGUUGGGGAUGUUAGCACAGCAGGUCGAGAUGGUCGAGGAACAGUCAGGAAGAGCUUCAACCGUUUCUCAAACUUAGCAAAGAGUGGUGUUGAAGAUUUUCUUGUAGGGGCAGGUAAAGCAUCUGUGGAUGAGAAAGAAAAGGUUUUUGUAGAGGAUUACGGAAAUGGGUCGGUGUGGAGGCCUAACCCACACGAGUUUACGUGUGGUAUCUCAUCACCCAAAAAAGAAUCAAAGUUCCAUGGCAUGAAGAGUUUUAUUGCAUACAGUCUGAUGCCUUCUUUUGCAUCUGCACCUGUUUCAAGGAGGUACAAGCACUUUGAUUGGAUACACGGUCGUUUAAGUGAAAAAUUUCCUCUUAUACCAAUACCACCACUACCUGAGAAACAGAUCUCCGGGCGAUUUGAAGAGGACUUGAUAGAAUAUAGAAUGACAAUGCUUCAAUCGUGGGUAGAUCGUAUAUGCCGGCACCCAGUAAUAUCACAGUGUGAGGUGUUCCAUCAUUUUGUUACAUGCCCAAAUGAUGAAAAAUUAUGGAAAACUGGGAAACGCAGGGCAGAAAAUGACAAAUUGGUUGGAGCAAAUUUUUACUUGGCAAUUGAAAGGCCUGACACAGCAUUGGAUGUAAUGCAAACAGAGGCCAAGUUGGAAGGUUACAAUCGCUUCUUCUCCACUCUGGAUGAUGCUGUUAAGCUGGUCCAGAACACAUGUAUAGACCAGGCCAAAAAGCAUCAGACGGCUUUCAAGCGGGAGUAUAAUAAAAUUUCACAUUCAUUCUCCAAACUCAGUAGGGCCUUUGACACAGACCCUUCUAACUGUGCUCCUGGUUUAACCGAAGCCAUUCACCACAUGAGUGAAGCAUACUCGGAUAUUGGUACAGUGUUUGAGGAGGAACCAAAGCAUGACUGGGACCCAUUAUGUCACCUACUCUUUGAGUAUAGAGGCCUCAUUGAUGGCUUCCCUAGUGUCAUUUCCAUAACAAAGGGAGCAAUAGCCAAGAGAAGACAAGUUGAAAAGGAGGCAAGUGAAGGGCGUCUAGAUUAUGACCAAGUACCACCUAUGGUCAGACGAUCAGACACAAUAGCAUAUGCUCUCCAUGCUGAGGUGGCACACUUUCAUCAAGAACGGACAAGGGACUUUAAGAAAGCCAUGACUUCCUUCCUUACUGAGCAAAUAAAUUUCUAUCAGAAGAUAACUGACCGACUACGAGACUCUCUUGAGAAAUUCAAUGAUGUGUAGGAUUUUCUAAUUAUUUCUGAGCAUCUCCCUGUUAGCUUUGUAAUUUACGUGAUUUUGUAUGUAGACUCUUGUUACCUAUUUGGAUGUAGGCUUGUAAAUAUUUUUUACAAGAGGCAUAGCUUCUAUGAAGUGAUUUACAUUACUAAAUAAUAUUUACAAGUACUUUCCAAUAUGAAGAUAAACAUCAUGAGUCAUCUACUGACUAUGUACAGCUAUAGUAGAUCAACUUAAAAUUACUGUCCAGGUAGAAUGAGGAAUAGUUUUGAAAAAAUUAUGGUGUAACUUAAGAUCAUUUGAUGCUCAACAUUUAUAUUAGGUAAGUUGUUAGGAUAUCAGGAGACAUUACAGUCUGUAUGUUUCAUAGAACAGAAACCUUAAUGAGGGAAUUACUAUGACUUUAGAUAACCAGGAUAUUACAUCAUGACCAUAGCAGAGACUAAAGCUUUUGUACUUAAAAAUAACUGGUAUUGAUUUUCAACCCUUUACAGUACUGAUAUACCUAGAGCCUAAAUGACAUACGGUGUUUCCACAUUUUAUUCUAGCCAUUGUAGUUAGGAUAAGCUGGUUAACAUGAAAUUUUUUAAGAUACAGGUAUCCCCCGUUUAACAUUCAUUCACUUUGCGAUAUUUCGGUUUAGCGAUAGCUAUAAAAUUAUUAACACACUUUCUUGUUUAACGAUUGGUCAAAAUUCGAUUUAGUGAUGUUUGACUCACUGGGAAAACUCAGGAGGUAAAUCGGAAAAACUGGAGAUUCUGUGCUCAAAGUGCGCAUUAUUACAAUACUGUACAUGUACUGUACUCUAAUGUGGGUUAGAAACAUAGAAAAUAUACUAUUAAACUAUAAAAUAAGGAAAAUGAAGAGCAUGGGUGUGUAUGUGUAAGAAGUGAAUGUAUGUAUUGAGGCAGUGAGCUGUAACUGGGGCCAGUUGCACAACCCCCCCCCCCCCUCG